Melanotaenia boesemani (Boeseman's rainbowfish) is the source of this 4547-nucleotide messenger RNA. It is a transcript of the gene iffo1a, whose product is annotated as intermediate filament family orphan 1a. The record is from RefSeq and is a predicted model, not a curated record. The coding region runs from base 221 to 2158 and encodes 645 amino acids. Lineage: Eukaryota; Metazoa; Chordata; Actinopteri; Atheriniformes; Melanotaeniidae. The transcript is spliced from 10 exons.
GUUUAUUUCUGAGCUCUGCUGCACCGCCGCUCCGCACUGACUUCACCGCAUGAACUGGAACCAGAAUUUGCUUUUCAGCCAGCUCUUCUUGGUGUUGGGGAUCAUCUGGUGAAACCAGGAAUACGACUGCAAAAGACGCUGCAGUGUCUGAAUCCAGUUUUUGUCCAUAGACCUUUCCACGGAAUUACCUGCAGAGUUGAAUCCAUAUAAGUCUGGGUUCAUGCCGGAUUUCGAGCAUUUCAGAUUUUCCUAUUCGAGCAUGAAUCCGUUCCUGGGGGAGAGCGGCUUCCUGGGUCCGCAGCAGCAGCAUCACCAGAUGAUGGGACAAACAGACUCAGCCAUCCCGGAGCCAGGCUACUUCCUUGGAGACCAUGGAGGAUUUGGGCCUGAUGGUUUGACCGGACUGGACCUGGGCGCCCUGCCGCCGUCGGGCCUGGCCUACCUGCAUCUGAACACCCCCCUCCACCGCGUGCCUCCAGCGGCUACAGCGCUCCGCAACGACCUGGGCUCCAACAUCAGCGUACUGAAAACCUUAAACCUGCGGUUCCGCUGUUUCCUCGCUAAAGUGCACGAGUUAGAGCGCAGGAACAAGUUACUGGAGAAGCAGCUGCAGCAGGCGUUAGAGGACAACAGCGGGGGAGAUGUAGAGAAACCUCUCACCAAAGACAUGGGGGUCCAGACUGGAUUUAUCGGGCCUAUUCCAACCAGACCGAACCUCAUCCCGCUCCACAACGUCAACAACUCGGCCUACUUACCUGGUGGCCUCCUCUCUCCCACCCUGAACCCACCUUCACUCUUUGACAAUAAAUACCUCCUGGGAAACAACCUCAACACAGACUCGAACUCCAACCUUACCAUGUCCGGCUUUUCCAUCAGCCCAGCACUGAGUCCCAGCGACCCGUCCAGAACCAACAUCAACGAGAAGCACUCUCAUCACACCGGGACAAACACUAACACUCUUCCUCCUCCUCCGCGCUUCCUGCCCGGAACGAUCUGGUCCUUCAACCACACCCGCCGGUUUGGCGUCGGAAAGGAGUCGUGCGUAACGGGGCCUGGGGUCUCCUGGACGCACCCUGACGGUGUGGGGGUCCAGAUUGACACCAUCACCCCGGAAAUCAGGGCUCUAUACAACGUGCUGGCCAAGGUGAAGAGAGAAAGAGAUGAAUACAAGAGAAGAUGGGAAGAAGAGUACGCGGCCAGGAUGGACCUGCAAGAGAAAGUGGCUGAACUUGAAGAGGACCUGCAGGAAAGUGAAGUGUAUCAGGAUGAGCUGGCUCUCAGGGUGAAGCAGCUCAAAGCAGAGCUUGUUCUCUUUAAAGGACUCGUCAGCAACAAUCUGUCAGAUCUAGACAGUAAGAUCCAGGAAAAAGCCAUGAAGGUGGACAUGGACAUCUGCCGGCGCAUUGACAUCACUGCCCGCCUCUGUGAUGUCGCCCAGCAGAGGAACUGUGAAGACGUUAUCAACAUGUUCCAGGUAACCACGCCUCCCUCCACUUUGAGCCGCCGUGCCAGGAACCUGAGUGGGCAGUCGUCAAAGGGUGGGGAUGGAGAAGAACAGAGCAUGUCUGAGAACGAGGGAGGCGGAGCCAAAGAUGAGGAGUCGUGCAGCACAUCGGCCAAUCAGAUCAACGAGCAGAUGCAGAGGAUGCUGAAUCAGCUGAGGGAGUGUGAGUUUGAAGAUGACUGUGACAGCCUGGCCUGGGAGGAAACAGAAGAAACUCUUCUACUGUGGGAAGAUUUUCCUGGAUGCACACUUGGAGUGGAAACACAAGGAGAGGUGCAGGACGAGUCCAUCGAAAAAGUGAUUAAAGACACAGAGUCUCUGUUUAAAUCCAGAGAGAAGGAAUACCAGGACACUAUAGACCAAAUAGAGCUGGAACUGGCCACGGCGAAGAGUGACAUGAACCGUCACCUGCACGAAUACAUGGAGAUGUGCUCGAUGAAAAGAGGCCUGGAUGUCCAGAUGGAGACCUGCAGGAGACUCAUCACGCAGAGUGGAGACAGGAAGUCCACCUCCCUCAUCACUCUGACGGUGGAUGAUUCGGACAGCGAGGAGAAGGACAGGAAGAAGCCAGCUCUACCUGCCAACUCUGAGAACAGAGAUUCUUGCUGCGAUAUUAAUGCUGCCAUCCCUCCUCUGACUUGGAGAAAACCCUAGCACACACACACACACGCACAGCUUAUACUUCCUUUAGUGCUGCUGAUUGAUGGGAAAACUAAACUUUCACACAUCUAAGAUUGUGUCUCAUUUUGGUCACUUAUAGAAGGAAUUUUAGAAACAGCAACUGCAAAGUUUUUUGUUUUUGGUCCCUCAUUCUUUGAGCUGUAUUUAAGCAGCCUGAUGACGCCUGAUGUCAGAAACCAACCAAGCGGCAGAGCUAAAGCAGAAAGCUGAGUCAUUUCUGUAUGAAGCCACAGAAAGUUUCUCCAGCUUCAUUCUAAACCUAGAAUUUGCACACAAAUAUUUGCAAUAGUCGUUUUCAUUGUAGUAACGAGAAAAUUUGAGUUACAUUAGAUAAAGCAUUAAGUUACCAAGCUUAUGUUAACUGCUGCCCUCUUGUGGUUACUGACUGUAACUACACCAGAUGAAUAAAGGGGAAACUGCACUUUAAGACUGAUUUCUCUCAUUUAGUCUUGUGUGAUGAAAUGAACAGGAUGUUCUGUUUUUUUUUCAAUUAUUAUUUUGCACACUGAUCUUGCUGUUAUUUGCAGGAGUCACUUAUUUGCACAGUCAGUAAAACUGCCUUUUAACAGCAGAAUUAUAACAGUGUACAGAAAGGCAGCAAUGCACAAAGAAAAUAGCUGGCACAAGGCACUAAAACAGAAUGUUUUUAUUAUCAUCUACAGUUAUGUACAGCUUUAAAAUAUUUAAAAUUAUAAUAUAAUGAAUAAUGAAUUGAUCACCCAGAAGUUAUUUUGGCAAUUUUCUUUAUGAUUUUGAGCUUAUAAAGCUGCUAAAGCCCAACUUGCCUUAAACUGAUAUCCAGCAGUUGAGGAACAUGGCACCCUCAAUGUUGACGUGACAAUUAAGACAAUGUUGUGAAGGUUCAAUGCUGAUGUUUGGCUUUUGAAAUGGCACAUUAAGCUACUUGAAUCAUCAAUUUUGACCGAAAUUAUUCGAGGCAGCUUAUGUAAACUUUGAUUUUUCUUCUGCAUUAAAAACAACCAACUUAACUCUCGAAAGAAACGUAAAUGGCCAAUUGUUUUUGCAAGUUUAAGAUUAAGAGGACAGACAUAUUUAUGCUGAGCUGUUAAAAAGAUCCUUGUGGCAGGUUUGUAAAUACUGAUUCUGGUUGAGAAAAAUAAAAAUUAUAAUAGCUAAAUGUUGCAUUUUUAGAUCAUAAUGAUACUUAAAAGGUAGAAAAAUGUUUCGACUUACAGAUAUUUUGAUGCCUAGACAAAUUCUAGAAGGAAUUUGAUGCAUGAGUUCUGAAUGUUUGAGGUUUCAGUGACAAGGGAUAUGAUGGCUGAAUUUUUUCUAAAUUAUCUUUCCAUUCUGGACACUGUCCUUACAUGAUCUAAAAGGUGCAGAUUUUUCUUUUUUAUAUAUUUAUAAUUUUUUUUUUGUUGUUGAUAAGUUGAUAAGUUCAGUUUUUGUUUGAGAAAAUAAGUGUAAGAAAAAUCUGGAUUCAGCUUUCUCAUUGAUAUUAUACAACUUUUUUUUUGUCACACCUAAAGUGGUAGCCAUUCUCCAUAUUUAGAUUUGUUACUAUAGUUAGUAAAAGUAAAUAAAUACAACCAGUUUUUCUGUAAAAGUGCUGCAACAUGUGACAGAUUUGUUAAAAUAUUUUUCUGUCCUGUAAAUGAUACCAUUUGUGAAGGCUAAAUAUUGUAUUUGAUGUAAAUGACAAUGCUGUGUACACUGCUGAACUACGAAUGCUGCAAGCUUCAUGUCCAAUUGAUGUAAACUUUGCAGAGAGUGAUGCAAUUUCACAUUUUAUCUAUACCAUUGUUUAAAAUAUUGAAUUAGACUUAUCAGUUGUGGUGUAUUCAUAAUGCUGGCUUCAAUAUUUAAGUGAAAAGGCAAUUUCAGGAAGGGUUACUUUAAGGGAGUUGUUGUAUUUGUACACUAUAUGGUGGUGAAAAAGCCGUCGUACGAGUUUUAAAUCUUCAUUCUGUGAGUUGUUUUUUUUCUCUCUCUCUGCCUCAUUUUUAAGUUCAGCUCAUGAUACCUUAUUCACAUCUUCAAUUACAUUAACAUUUGCUAGCUCAGUAACUUGCCAUGUUCAUCACAGAAAACAGACUUAUUAGAGGAAUAUUUUUACUUUUAGUCCACUUUUCUUCACUGUGUACAUUUACAUGUGUCCCAAACUAAACUGAAAACCUCUCAAAUAGCUUGUUUCUACAGUUCUGCACUUUUUACACAUUUAUCUUUGCUCAGUGAAGAAAGGGGCUGGAAUUAAAACAGCAUACUCCUUAAAUAUCAAGAAAAACACAGAAACUGUCUUCAGAAGACUUUCCAGAACGCAUCGCUCACCAUGUGAAACAGUGCAGUCGCUGCUUUAACUGAACUGUUUAUCUGUAUAGUCUGAUGUUAAGAAUACAGA